Molecule: messenger RNA, 3399 nt
Organism: Rhea pennata
Lineage: Eukaryota; Metazoa; Chordata; Aves; Rheiformes; Rheidae
Gene: CHPF
Product: chondroitin polymerizing factor
Exons: 4
Coding region: 1-2334 (777 amino acids)
Cellular component (GO): Golgi cisterna membrane
Molecular function (GO): glucuronosyl-N-acetylgalactosaminyl-proteoglycan 4-beta-N-acetylgalactosaminyltransferase activity
Source: RefSeq, a predicted model, not a curated record
AUGCGGCUCUCGCUGCUGCUGUCGGUGCUGCGGCCCGCGGGCCCCGUGGUGAUCGGCGUGUCGCUGGGCUUCACGCUGAGCCUGCUCAGCGUCACCUGGGUGGAGGAGCCCUGCGGGCCGCCGCUGCGCCCCGCCGCCCGCCAGCGCCCCGACGGCGGCCCCGCCAGCGGGCCCGCGCCCGGCCUCGACGGCGGCCGCCACAACGGCAACGCGGCCCGCCGGCCCAACGCCGUGCCCGGCGGGCUGGGCGCCGAGAGCUGGGAGCCGCGCGUCGUGCCCUACCGCCCGCCCAGCCCCGGCAGGGCCGCCAAGAAGGCCGUCAGGACCCGGUACAUCAGCACGGAGCUGGGGAUGCGGCAGCGGCUCUUUGUGGGCGUGCUGACCUCCAAGAGCACCCUGAACACACUGGCAGUGGCUGUGAACCGCACACUGGCCCACCGCCUGGAGCGCCUGGUGUACUUCACGGGCACACGGGGCCGCAAGGUGCCUCAUGGCAUGACGGUAGUGACGCAUAGCGAUGAGCGGCCCAUCUGGAACAUGUACCAGACCAUCAAGUACCUGCUGGACCAUUAUGUGAGUGACUUUGACUGGUUCUUCCUGGUGCAGGAUGAUACCUAUACAGAGGCGCAUCGCAUCAACCGCCUGGUCGCCCACCUCAGCAUUGACACCCAGCUCUACCUGGGCCGCCCCGAGGAGUUCAUUGGCGGAGACACUGAGGGACGCUAUUGCUAUGGCGGCUUUGGGUACCUGCUGUCCCGCAGCCUCCUCCUGCGUCUGCAGCCGCACCUGGAGAACUGCCGUAAUGACAUCCUCAGUGCCCGGCCCGAUGAGUGGCUAGGCCGCUGCAUCAUCGACUACACAGCCAUCAACUGUGCUGAGGAGCAUGAGGGCCUGCAUUACCAGUACUUUGAGCUGGGGAAGAACGUAGAUCUUGAGCGGGAGACUGACCCACAUUUCCAGAAUGCAUUCACUGUCCACCCUGUGCUGGACCCUGUCCAGAUGUACCGGCUGCACAAGUACUUUGCACAAGUGGAGCUGGAGAGGACGUACCAGGAAAUCCAGCAGCUCCAGCUGGAAAUCCAGAACUCCAGCAGCCUGUCUGCAGAUGGGGACCACAGUGCCACGUGGCCCAUUGGCAUUCCUCCCCCAUUCCAGCCCAAAACUCGCUUUGAGGUGCUGCGCUGGGAUUACUUCACAGAGGAUCAGGUGUAUGCGUGCGUGGACGGCUCCCCCAAAUGUGAGUUGCGUGGUGUGGACCUGGCAGAUGUGGCUGAUGUGGUGGCCACUGCCAUGGAGGAGCUGAACCGCAAGUACCAGCCAGUGUUGCAUGUCCGCAAGCAGCAGCUAGUGAAUGGGUACAGGCGCUUUGACCCCACACGUGGCAUGGAGUACACGCUGGACCUCCAAGUAGAGGUGGUCACUCAGAAGGGGCACAGCCGCUCUGUCACCAAGCGUGUGCACCUGGUGCGCCCCCUCAGUGAGGUGGAGAUCAUCCCCAUGCCAUAUGUGACAGAGGCCAGCCGCAUCAAUGUCAUCCUGCCACUCACUGCCCAUGACCGGGACCAUGCUGCCCGCUUUUUGGAAGCAUAUGCAGCAGCUGCCUUUGAGAACAGUGAGAAUGCGGUGCUCACCUUCCUCUUCAUCUAUGACCCCUUUGAGGCCCAGCAGGUGACCCAGAAUGACAUCUUUGCCCCAGUGAAGGCCCAAAUCACUGCAUAUGAGCGCAAGUAUGCAGAGGUGAAGAUCCCGUGGAUCAGUGUUAAGACAGAUGCACCUUCCCAAAUCAAGGUCAUGGACAUCAUCUCCAAGAAGCACCCUGUGGACACCCUUUUCUUUGUGGCAGGAGUGGGCACAGAGGUCACCACCGACUUUCUGAACCGCUGCCGGAUGAACACCAUCAAUAACUGGCAAGUCUUCUUCCCCAUCCACUUUCAGGGCUACAACCCUGCCAUUGCUUACCACAAUCAGGUGCCACCUGCCACACUGGACCUGCUGCGGGACGCAGGGCGUUUUGAUCGUGAUGUCUUCCAUGAGGCCUGCUUCUACAAUGCUGACUACAUGGCAGCACGCACCCGCAUGGCAGGUGAUGUGCAGGAGAAUGAAGACAUCUUGGAGACUCUGGACAUCUAUGAUAUGUUCAUCAAGUACUCCAACUUGCAUGUCUUCCGGGCCGUGGAGCCUGCCCUGCUGCAGCGCUACCGGCACCAGGCCUGCAACCCCCGGCUCAGCGAGGAGAUCUACCACCGCUGUGUGCAGAGCAGUUUGGAGGGUGUAGGGUCUCGUUCCCAGUUGGCUAUGGUGCUUUUUGAGCAGGAGCAGGGGAACAGCACCUGAGCCUGGGGUAUGGAGGGAUUGGCCCUGCCCAGCCUCCUACCUGCCCCACCUACUCUGCUGCCCAAAUCUGUCCUCCUCAUCCUAGUGAGUGUGGCAUGGCUACAGUGCUCACUGCUAGCUGGUGCCAGAGCCUGUGACUCCUUCACACUGGUGCUACCCAGGUAGGGCUGGGAUCUCCCAGCCUGGACUGCCUGGGAUGCUCCAGAGUAGCUGUGAUCUUUGCAGACCUUCACAUGAGAUUGGGUUAGAGUUACUGAGCUGAGAGCCAGGACACCUGGGUUCUCCUCCCAGAGCUGCUGACUGCGGUCCCUCUUGCUCCUGGCUGCACUGACUGGCGGGAGGAGCAGAACUGUUCUGUCCCUUGCUUUGUCUUGUGAACUGCACCACCCCUGGCCCCACUCAGCUGAGGGCACACAGAGCCCGAGGCCUCUGCUGUGGGACUGUGACUGCGAUGAGUUACCAGCUGGGUCUUGGGGAGCUGCCACAUUUUCUCUUGACCCCCUGAUACAGGGCUAUAUUUGCUCAUUUGACUCCUCAAGCUGGGCCCUCCUUGGACACUAGGACAGAAAGGAUCAGAGCGCUGGUCCCUGUUGUGUGGGAAGAGGUGUGUCCCUGUGCCUGCCUUCUGCAGGCUUGAGUAGGGGGAGGAUGGGUUGGAGCACAUCUGACCCCCAAAAGGCAAUAAGGAGGCUGGUUUUACUGUAUGCCUCUUGGUAAUGAGACAGCAACCUGAAUCCUCCAGGCUGACUGGGGUUGGGGUUCCUGGCCCAAGGAUCUGCAGGUGCAGGGAGUGUUCGAGGGGAGCCAGGGAUCCUGCUGUGUUCACCUACCAUGAGCUGCUCCCCAUGGGAACCGUGACCCAGGCCGCUUUGGCCUUCGUAGUAUCAAUAGGACGUAGGAGGUCGCAGCCUUCAGACAAGAGCCUCCUGCCAGAGGUUUGAGCCAUCUCUGUCACCUAUCCAGAGCCCAACGUGGGGCUGCCCUGUAGACACCUGUCUCAAAGGCUUUGCUGCCUUGCCACCGCAGAAGAGACCCUUAUGUGUGCAUGUGGCUGGCCUUUGUGGC